UCUUCCGGCCGUCCUCUGACACACUUUCUCGCGCUAACACCGAGUCUUCUCUUUUGUAGGUAACGUCAUCGUCAUUUCUAGAUGCCAGAUAGGUUAUCGUAUCAUGUCUUUCAUGUCCAAGAAGUCUACGCCCACAGCGUGGCGCAAGAAUUGCGUGACAACGACACUGAGGAAGAGGAACCCAGUGACAACGAUGAUGAGGAGGGCGAAUGGAGCGACGACGAUGAGGAGGAGGAGGAAACGAGCGAGGAUGCCGAUUCAAAAGACAAAGACUCUGAGGAUGAUGAAGGGAAGAACGAGUCGGGAAUCGAUGUCGACAUGUUCAAGAAGAGUCUAUCUGGAGAACUUUUAGGAGAAGCGAAGCAGAUAAUAGCACAGGAGGUGAGAAGAGGACUGUACAUCAAAUCAAGCAAGAGUGAGAAACCUCCUUACAACUUGGGAAACCGCGGCAGGAACGCACGUGUGUACAACAAGAAAGCUUACUACCACGUGAACAUGAAGAAUGUCGAACUAGUUCUGAAGGAAGAUUGCUGCAAGGCUAACUUUUACAAGAAGUUCACGGCGGUAGAUGUUUUCUACAAGCGCGAAGAAUUUUGGGCGAUGAAACAACCUGAGCAACUGAACUUCUUUCUCGCAGAGAUGAGGGUUGCGUCGUACUUUUUGGAUGAGGGAGAUUUAGAGGUGUUAAGAGUGACGUUCAACGGCGUAAAGAUUUAUGACCAUUUGGAGGGUUCACUGCCCGAAAGUUCUUAUUCCUGCAUUGAAGAGGUUCUCGGUCUGUUCCACAUAUCUGAAAUUCAAGACAGGCCGUUCACAGGCAACAAGUGCGUUCGAACGAGAGCAGGUGAAGAAGUUCCACCAACUGCUAACGGCUUUGACCAACGCUGGGAUGAUCUUUUCCCUCCUGAGAAACCCAUCUACAUCGGUGCACGAAAGAGCAGACAGUUUCGAGAGGACAGUGACGGAAAGUACGACGAUCUCGAGGUCAACACUUUCAUCGCAUUACGAGCUUGUUCGGGGCAGGAAGAGAGAGGCAAACCUUACCACAUUGGCAAGGUUGUCGAGCAGCUAGCAGGUAAACGAUUCAAAGUUGCUUGGUUUGCACAACGUGAGAAAGGAGAGGGUUACUAUCCUCAGUUCAAGACAAAUCCUCAAGGAAAGACUACGAGAGAGCCUUCCGAGGACGUCUAUGACUGGAGCUGCAGCGUUCUUUGUUACAACUUCCAACUGAAGACAGGUAGAACCCUCUUCUCGCAGACCAGACAAAAGAUCUCUGAGAUGUUGAAUUCCAUGACAACGGAGGAUGUCGACUAGGAAGACCUUCUAGGAACCGAUUGCUUCGGAGGUUGGCAGAGUGUCAUCGAGAUCGAGGUCAUUUCUGCUUCCUCAUUAGAUC
Molecule: messenger RNA, 1396 nt
Organism: Chara braunii
Lineage: Eukaryota; Viridiplantae; Streptophyta; Charophyceae; Charales; Characeae
Source: the annotation of a GenBank genome assembly